This is a messenger RNA of Dentiscutata erythropus, 654 nucleotides long. NCBI's taxonomy places the organism in Eukaryota, Fungi, Glomeromycota, Glomeromycetes, Diversisporales, Gigasporaceae. The record is from the annotation of a GenBank genome assembly.
AUGACAGACAAUUAUGAGCCGAAGCUUACAAAUAUUGAACAAAUUUUUGCAAACAUGUCAAAAGAAUAUUUAUUGGAAUCUUAUGAUGAGCUUCGUUGGUUAGCACCCGAGAAAAUUUCGGAAAAAUUAAUAACAAGUUAUUACAAACCGUACACACAAAAAUGUGAGAUUUUUAGUUUUGGGAUGCUCAUGUGGGAAUUAGUUUGUCAAAAAAUUCCAUAUAAGAGUCAAAAUGUUAAUGAUGAAUUAUUAACUUAUAUCGUUAUUCGAGAUGAGUUUAAAGAUUUAAUUGAACUAGCAUGGAAGAAUUGCCCUGAUGAAAGGAUUUGCUUGAGUACAUUAUAUUUGAGACUUUCAAAAUUGUCUUCAAUUGCGCAUUCUUCGGCAACUGCUGACUCUUGUGUCAAUAGUGACUUAAUAUCACAUAAAAGCUCACAAGAUAAUUUCAGACAAAGAAUAUACGGCGAAACGGCAGAAAUUGGAAAUGUGACAGCAUUAUUUAAUUUAGAUGUUUAUUUACAUGGGAAGAUGAACGUUAUUAUGGACAAAAGUAAGGGAUUAAAGUAUUUAAAGUUGGCAGCUUUGAAAGGUCAUAUGAGAGCUAGUGAAAUGCUUAAAAAUAAUUUGGGUAUUGAUUUGCUUGACAUUGUAUAA